AUGGCCUCCAAUCACGUGCAUCUCGAUGAUCACCACGCCGGCCAGCAGAGCAACAUGUUCGCCCGGCCCGAGCUGAACACGUUUGAUAACCUGUUUACCAAUGCCCACACCGACCAGGCCUUUGACGCCAGCGCCUGGAACUUCGAGCAGCAGGGCGCCGCGCCGCCGCAGUGGCAGCAGCAGACUCACCAGCAGCCCAUGCCUGCCACUUUCGACUCCAGCGGUGCCUUCUACGCCGGUCGUGACUUCUCCAACAGUCCCGCCCCGUACGGCAACCAGGCCUUCGCCGAUCACGGCGCCGUGGCACCGCAGUUCCAGCAAAAUAAUGUGGACCCUGCCCUGAUGUCGUCCGCCACCGCGGACCAUCCCAACUUCAACAACUCCAACAUGCGCAUGUACGCGACCUCGGCCGCCCAGGCCAGUACCAUUGCACCGCAGGCUCUGCAGUCGGCGCGCCAGGCCUCCUAUGGCCCCGGCACGCCCCCCGUGGCCGACUUUCAGCAGAGCCAGCAACGGCAGAGCAGUGCGGCCCAGCAGCCAAUCCUGGCCAGCACUCCGCCCGCCUCCGUGCCGGUUUACGUCCCCGCGCCCCCUGCCAAGUAUCCUGAUGCUCCUGCUGGCAAGCCCUCAGGCAAGUUUUAUAUCAUCGAUGCCAAUGAGCUAGCCACAAGCACCAACUCGAUGCGCUUGCACGAGUUCCUCUACAUCGGGAAUGAUGCCAUUGAAAUGCCGAUCAUGAAAUCGUCUCUUCCUCAGUACCAGGCCCGCAAAUCUCGCAAUGAGCUGAGAAAGCUCGCGGCGAAUGACGAGAGACUACGAGCCAAAAUCGCGAAAGCCUCAAAGAAGGCCAAGACGCCCGCCGCCAAGAUUGCGCGCACCAGGCCCAUUUCUUUUGGCUCACCUUCAAGUCUUAGAGAUGAGAUAUCUGACUCCUCGAGCGAGGAGGAGACUUCCGAGGAUGAUUCUGAUUACGAGUCUUCUGAUGAUGAGACGCCUGAGCCCUCACCUUUGCCUGGCACUCGCCCCAACGAAGCCCUUCCUGCAAUGAGAUACGACACUAUCAAGGCUACCUGGAGGCCACGAAAUCUACCUGUCACAGCUGAUGAGAUUAGAGCAGCAUUGAAGGAUUACUGGGAUAUCCUCCAGGCUGUUCGGAACAGGUGGAAGGAGGACCAGUCAGCGUUGAAACUGGCGCAGGAGAAGAACUCGAGAGACAUAGAGUUGCUCAAGGGUAGAGUCAAGGACCAGCGUUCCUUGAUGGAGAUGGCCAUGAAGUGCGCGCUCGAGCAUGGACACCCGGACGUGAUCAGAGUACUCGGAGGCAACGCUCCCCUCUUGUUCCUCGCAUACCAGUUCUUGGCAGACCGCAUUAGAGAGAAUGAAUACAACGACCCUUUCUCUAAGACAAUAAUCGAGUUGCUCUCUCGGAGCGAGAACAUCACCAUGGAAAACAUUGAGCGUACCAAGCUCAACACGGCCUUGAAGCGGUAUCUGAACAGGGGAGACGAACGCACAAAGCCGCGGGCCGAGAAGAUUCUAGAGCGUGCCCAAGCAAACUCGAAGAAGUCCGGCCCUACCACCACCAACGGUGCUUCGGAGAAGAAACCCGAGGUGAAGAAGGAAGCAGAUCCCUCCAAAGAGAUCAAGGGUGAGCCUGGUACGCGGUCGCAGCCUUUGGCUGUGGCGGGUGUCAAACGGCCCCGUCCUAGUGACAGCUCCGCCCAGCAGCCAGCUAAGAAAAUAACCUCGGCCGCGGCACCCUCGACGGCUAUGCCUGCUGGUGCGAAGACAGCCGUCUCUGGGCUGAAGAAACCUGGCGCUACGACAACAACUAGCUCAGCCAACGGUGCAGCGCUGACGGCUGCCAAGUCAAAAAUGAUGGCAAAGCCCAACAUGUUCGCUGGACUCCAGUCUGCAUCGAAGCGAUCCAGUGUCACUGUCCAGAAACCAACCGCUGGAACAACCGCAGCACCCAAGAAGCCCGCAGCACCUGCUUCUGCUGCACCGAGAUUUUCAUUUGCUGAGACCAUGGCUAACUUGACGAAGCCGAAGGAGCAGCAGCCUGCAUCAAAACCAGAGGAGAGCCGCCCGCCCGAGACAGAAGAAGAGAGGGCAAAGCGCCUUAGGAAAGAGGAACGCCGCAAGCUGCGAGUCAAGUGGGCUGACAAUGGCCUCGGAAAUAAAGACCAACUGGAGUCUGUCCGCCUUUUCACCCACGAUCCCGAGGAAGAGCUUGGCCACGACGCAGCCAUGGUUCGCGAUGUAGCCGACGUCGGUGGUGAAGGACGCAUGUUCAAGCAGCACAAGGAUAUGAUGGACUUGGACGACGAUGACGAUCGCCCGAGCGAGGAGGACUUCUAUCCGUGGCACGCGCCGUCACUUGUCGACUUCAGUUCCGUUCCGGCCGCCGAACGAGAGCGCAACUACGAACCCUACGGCGGAGGAGUCCUCUCGGUCGACUCACCUGAGAAGGCGGUCCAAGAGCAGCACGAGGCCAACACUCUUCUCGUUUUCUACACCUCACCUGGCGAUAUCCCGCCUUGCCCUCGUGAGCCUCCGGAGGACGAACAGCGGCCCCACCCUGAUGCAAAGGAACCCUUCAUUGGCAUGCCUCCUGGUGAAUCGCCAUAUACAGAACGCGCCAAGCGCCACGCCCCUCCCCCGCCACCCGCUCCCCCCGCAGACAUCCCAAUGCCCGACCUCAGCAGCAUCAUGUCAAUUCUCAGUCGAACUCAACAGCAGCAGGCACCCACUCCACCGCAGCCACCUCAACCGCCUCAGAUACCCCAACCUGCGCCCCAAACGAGCGAACUCGAAAGGACUUUCUCGAUGUUUAUGCCCCCACAGCAGCCACAGCAGCCACCGCAGGUCUCGCAGCCGCAACCCCAGCCGCCUGCUUCAACUGCGCCACCCUCCGCUGACAUUCAAGCCAUCCUGGCCAGCCUUGGCAAUUUGACCGGGCAAGCUCAGGCCCCUCAGCCCCCGCAGCCCGCGCAGCAACCUCCACCUGCUCAAUUCCCAGGAAUGGCCAUGAACGCUGGCGGCACACCCGGUUUCGAUCUUGCAGCGAUUCUGCAGAGCGUUGGCAACGGCGGCGCACCCCCUGCUGUCCCAGCCUUUGGCAUGCCUUUGCCAAGUCAGCAGGCACAACAGCAAAACCCCCACCAGCCAUUGCCAUCGCAGUCGGAGCUGUUCCAACAGGAGGAACGUACCAAGCGUCAGCGCGGCCCCGACGACCACGGAGGUGAUCGCGGCUGGGGCAACCAACGCCGCAAUAAGAAGUGGAAGAACAAGAAAGACCCAGACUACCAGCCACCACAGUUUGUGGUGCCAUGCAAGUUCUGGAAGGAGGGAAAGUGCAUGAAGGGAGACAAGUGUCCUGUACACUCAUCCUCUUCUGCCUCUACAAAACCUCCCGCUGCCACUGCCUCACCGCCUCCUACUGCUCCCACUGCCCCGAAGAGCAUGACGGUGCCUCAGGGCGGAAGUGGAGGGAAGAAGAAGAAGAAGAGGAAAGGUAAAAGGUACAUGGAUAGAGACGCGAACGGAGGCGAUCUUGGUGCCGGCAUCAUGGAUGACUGA
Messenger RNA from Diplodia corticola, 3582 nucleotides. RefSeq names its product c-x8-c-x5-c-x3-h type zinc finger protein. The transcript has 7 exons. NCBI's taxonomy places the organism in Eukaryota, Fungi, Ascomycota, Dothideomycetes, Botryosphaeriales, Botryosphaeriaceae. Gene Ontology annotation, molecular function: metal ion binding. The record is from RefSeq and is a predicted model, not a curated record. Bases 1 to 3582 code for a protein of 1193 amino acids.